AUCGACGUCAACAAAACUACUCACUCAACGUUCAUUGAAUUUGCCGGACAAACUUUUGGUGCAUUUGUGGAAACUAUGGAGGCAUUAUAUUCCUUACCAUUUACUGUGCUCGAAUUACCUAAUUUUAAGAUAAAGAAGCCAACAUGGUUGCAGCCCCCGUCAGCUAUGACCACAUUCUCAUUGGUAUUGUUAUCGUACUUUUUGGUCACUGGAGGUAUUAUUUAUGAUGUGAUAGUGGAACCACCCAGUGUGGGGUCGACUACAGACGAGCAUGGGCACAGUAGACCCGUGGCGUUCAUGCCGAACCGCGUCAACGGUCAAUACAUUAUGGAAGGCCUAGCGUCAAGCUUCCUGUUUUCACUGGGAGGACUAGGAUUCAUUAUCCUAGACCGCACUGACAACCCUUCCACUCCAAAGUUGAAUAGAAUCCUACUUGUGUCUGUAGCUUUCUUGUGUAUUCUUGUCUCUUUCUUCACAACCUGGAUAUUCAUGAGAAUGAAGCUCCCGGGAUAUUUACAGAACUAAUGUUUCAUGUAAUUUUUUAAAUUGUAAGUGCUAUCUCUAUAUUAAAUCUAAUUUUAAUAAACAUUUUUAUAGAGAA
Molecule: messenger RNA, 601 nt
Organism: Plodia interpunctella (Indianmeal moth)
Lineage: Eukaryota; Metazoa; Arthropoda; Insecta; Lepidoptera; Pyralidae
Exons: 2
Coding region: 76-525 (149 amino acids)
Cellular component (GO): oligosaccharyltransferase complex
Source: RefSeq, a predicted model, not a curated record